AUGCAUUCCAAUAAGAUGAGGUCCAUUAAAGUCACUGAGAGAGCUCGUAGACGAAGGGCAACUAUUAACUUGUCAAGCGUCCUUGGUUGUCAUAGAUCGACUUAUAACAGACGGUGGAAUAAAAUACGAACAGCUUUCAUGAAAAAACAUAACUUGCUUUCAUUGAGUGAGUUUGCUAAUGAAAGCACGGUCAAAGCAGUGGAGAGAGAAAUUACUCGCAAUGAGAGUCCUUCAACUGUGACACCAUCGACUAGCUACAGCAAUCAAAGGCUUCUAGAUAAUAAUGGAUCUGAUGACGUCCAACCAAAGUUCAGCAGUGGGGUAGACAAGUUGAUCAAGCGUAAUCGAAGGAAACAAGAACAGCUGGCUUCACAGGCUUUAUCUGACGUAACUAACAUACCGAAUGAUAGUUCAAGUUCUGCGUAA
Messenger RNA from Schistosoma spindalis, 426 nucleotides. NCBI's taxonomy places the organism in Eukaryota, Metazoa, Platyhelminthes, Trematoda, Strigeidida, Schistosomatidae. The record is from the annotation of a GenBank genome assembly.